Messenger RNA from Cladophialophora carrionii CBS 160.54, 1098 nucleotides. RefSeq lists its product as uncharacterized. Lineage: Eukaryota; Fungi; Ascomycota; Eurotiomycetes; Chaetothyriales; Herpotrichiellaceae. Bases 1 to 1098 code for a protein of 365 amino acids. The transcript is spliced from 3 exons. The record is from RefSeq and is a predicted model, not a curated record.
AUGAAGAUAUCUCAUCUACUUUCGGCAUCGCUUCUCCUGGUGACGGUCCUCGCAGGGGUUAUCUCGUCCUUCCCUGGGUCAGAGCCGGCCAUUGAUUUACGAACUCUCGAUGAGCAGUACGCAUUGGCCCAAAACGAGACUGGCGACUUGGUCGUUCUCUGGGGCGGCGACGCCUUGGCUCAGGGGGCACCCACCAUUGCGGCCUGGGAAGCACGAUUUCCUCGCAUCAAGCUCAACCUAACCGUGGAUGUCUCGAAAUAUCAUGACAGCCGCGUCGACCGCGAGUUCCAAAUGUCUGGCUCAGACGGAGCGGACGUAGCCUUCUUGCAGACCUUGCAAGAUUUUGACCGAUGGAAGCGCCAGGGCCGACUUCUGCCCUACAAGCCUGCAACAUGGGACAGCAUCUACCCGAACGUCAAAGAUCCCGAUGGUGCAUUUGUGGGCGCCUUUCUGGGUCAAUUCGGUUCCAUGAUUUAUGACCAAAAUUUGGUCAACAUCUCUCAAGUGCCCACCACUUUUAACGAACUCCUUGAUCCAAUCUGGAAGGACAAGCUCGUUCUUGUUUACCCACAUGAUGACGAUGCCGUCGCCUAUCUCUUCUCUCUUAUCAUCGGUCGCUACGGCUGGUCAUGGUUUGAGUCUCUUACACGACAGAAUGUGCGCUGGGUACGCGGUACAGGGACACCGGCCGCAUUGCUGAACGCGGGCAAUUCUACCUCCGCUCUAUCUUUCACCACCAACCUGAUCAACUCGACACAUCUGGCACAAGGACCCACCUCAGAUCCUCACGUCAUGUGGCCGCAGACCGGGGCGAUUUUCGCCACGUCUCCACGCCCCGAGAGCGCUAAGCUUUUCAUGAACUGGAUCAUGAGUGAUGAGUACCAAUCUACAGUCGUGGCAGCAUCAGGACUGCCAUUUACCAGAACGGGCGUCAAUGCUACCGUGCCGGGAUCAAACGUGUGGGCAGAUCAGUCUGUCGCAUUGACGCAGUUUGGAAAGUUUGAGGUGAACAGGGAAAUUGUUGAACAGUGGAGAUUCCAAUUCGAGACCACUUUGGGGACUGCACAAGGUCCGAGUCCGCUGCAUCUGGGCAUCUGA